Molecule: messenger RNA, 891 nt
Organism: Myotis lucifugus (little brown bat)
Lineage: Eukaryota; Metazoa; Chordata; Mammalia; Chiroptera; Vespertilionidae
Gene: MC2R
Product: melanocortin 2 receptor
Exons: 1
Coding region: 1-891 (296 amino acids)
Biological process (GO): G protein-coupled receptor signaling pathway
Cellular component (GO): membrane
Molecular function (GO): corticotropin receptor activity
Source: RefSeq, a predicted model, not a curated record
AUGAAGCACAUAAUCAACCUAUAUGAGAACAUCAACGAUACAGCAAGAAAUAAUUCAGACUGUCCUCAUGUGGUUUUGCCGGAAGAGAUAUUUUUUACAAUAUCCAUCGCCGGGGUGCUGGAGAAUCUGAUCGUCCUGCUGGCUGUGAUCAAGAAUAAGAACCUCCAGGCACCCAUGUACUUUUUCAUUUGCAGCCUGGCCAUUUCCGACAUGUUGGGCAGCUUGUAUAAGAUCUUGGAAAAUAUCCUGAUCAUGCUCAGAAACAAGGGUUAUCUCAAGCCUCGUGGCAAUUUUGAAACCACGGCCGAUGACAUCAUCGACUCCCUGUUCAUCCUCUCCCUCCUGGGCUCCAUUUUCAGCCUGUCUGUGAUCGCCGCGGACCGCUACAUCACCAUCUUCCAUGCCCUGCAGUACCACAGCAUUGUGACCAUGCGCCGCGCCGUUGCUGUCCUGGCGGUCAUCUGGACAUGCUGCACAUGCAGUGGCAUCACCAUGGCGAUCUUCUCCCAUCGCAUCCCCACAGUGAUCACCUUUACAUCAUUGUUCCCUCUGAUGCUGGUCUUUAUCCUCUGCCUCUAUGUGCACAUGUUCUUGCUGGCCCGUUCCCAUGCCAGGAAGAUCUCAACACUUUCCAGAGCCAACAUGAAAGGGGCCAUCACACUGACCAUCCUGCUUGGGGUCUUCAUCUUUUGUUGGGCCCCCUUUGUUCUUCAUGUCCUCUUAAUGACAUUCUGCCCAAAUAACCCUUACUGUGUCUGCUACAUGUCCCUCUUCCAGGUGAAUGGCAUGUUGAUCAUGUGCAAUGCAGUCAUUGACCCCUUUAUAUAUGCCUUCCGAAGCCCAGAGCUCAGGGAAGCAUUCAAAAAGAUGAUCUUCUGCAGCAGGUACUAG